UCAACUUUAUGCCAUGGAGCCCCUGUGAAUCAGAGUUACCUCUUCUCUGAGAAGUAAAAAAAGCUAUCGCAGAGGAUCGUUUCUGGAGCUUGAGGAUCUGCUUCGAUGGCUGAAGAUCUGGUUUUGGACACUGCAAUCAGAGAUUGGGUUCUAAUCCCUCUCUCCGUGGUCAUGGUUCUGAUUGGAAUCCUUCGCUACUUUGUCUCGAAGCUGAUGCGAUCUUCUCAGAUGCCCGACGCCAAGAUCGUCAAAGAAGGACAGGUCGUUAUUAGGGCUAGGAACUUACGGGCGGGUGCGAAUUUAAUUCCCUUGAAGUCCUUCCGUUCUCGAAAAGCGUAUUUCAGCAAUGAGGAGAAUGGGUUGCUUUAUGUCCCCAAGGGGCAGGCUCCAAAUGCCCAGGCACAAAUGUUCUCUGAUCCUAAUAUGGCCAUGGAUAUGAUGAAGAAGAAUCUCUCAAUGAUCAUACCCCAGACUCUUACUUUUGCAUGGGUCAACUUCUUUUUCUCUGGUUUUGUAGCAGCAAAGAUACCAUUUCCAUUGACGCAGAGGUUCAGAUCAAUGUUACAAAAUGGAAUUGACUUGAGCACAGUUGAUGUUAGCUAUGUCAGCAGUCGUUCAUGGUAUUUUCUCAAUCUCUUUGGACUGAGGGGUCUAUUCAGCCUCAUUCUGGGAGAAGAAAAUGCAACUGAUGACACACAACGGAUGAUGCAAAUGAGUGGAUUUGGCUUUGAUCCUACAAAGGGCUUAAGUGCUGAGAAAGACAGUCUUGACAUUGUGCAACAUGAGUGGGCCUUGCCAAAAAUUGAGCAGCGUGCUGAAGCAGUCUUGAGGAAAUUUGUGAGCUGAGCAGUGCUAACUUGACUAACCAGUCAGAUCCCCAGUCGUCCUCACCCGUGCUUCUUUGGUAGUGAAAUUGCUACAGUCGACAAAAUUGAUUAUAUUCUAAGGACACUCUUUGCAACCACAAACCAGUUUCCUGGGUUUGGAUGAAUUUUGGUUGUCUAGAGAGAUCAUCACUUGUGUUAUGCAUUUGUUAUUAGUUUUUACAAGAAAAGAUUUUCCCUUGUUUUUGUUGU
Messenger RNA from Telopea speciosissima, 1076 nucleotides. RefSeq names its product ER membrane protein complex subunit 3. Gene Ontology annotation, cellular component: EMC complex; membrane. The record is from RefSeq and is a predicted model, not a curated record. The coding region runs from base 106 to 846 and encodes 246 amino acids. NCBI's taxonomy places the organism in Eukaryota, Viridiplantae, Streptophyta, Magnoliopsida, Proteales, Proteaceae. Gene Ontology annotation, biological process: protein folding in endoplasmic reticulum. The transcript has 8 exons.